AUGACGCGAACCGCAUCGAGUUGGGGCCCGAGGAGGCUGUUGGCUUUGGCCGCUACCUUCGCCACCAGCACCGUCGCCGACUCCAUCCUCAAGACCAGCAGCUUCACAACCUGCGGCAACGAUUCCGCCAUUACCGUACAGAAGAUCGAUAUUCAGUACAACAACGACGACAAGACCGUCACUUUUGACGUAGCAGGAACGAGCGCCAAAAGCCAGAACGUCACCGCUGUAUUGGACGUAAGCGCCUACGGAACCGCCAUUUACUCCAACAGCUUCAACCCGUGCGACGCCGGCACUUACGUCGAGCAGCUUUGCCCUGUUCCCGCCGGAUCCUUCGCCGCCCGCGGCACCCAGAAGAUCCCCGAUGAGUACGCCAGCAUGGUCCCUGCCAUCGCCUUCGCCGUUCCCGAUAUUGCCGCCAUGGCCAAGCUUCAACUCAAGACCCUCGACACCUCAACAGAGGUCGCCUGCAUUCAGUCACAGGUCACCAACGGCAAGACGGCCAGCGUCGCUGCUGUCUCGUACAUCGCCGCCGGUGUUGCUGGCCUCGCUCUCGUCGCCGGUGGUGUUUCCGCUGUCAGCGGUGCCUUCGCCGGAGGCAGCGCGGCUCUCAGCGGCGGCCACGGCGGCGCCGGUACCAUGAGCCCCAGUUUCACUGAGGUCGCCGGUUGGUUCCAGGGCAUGGCCAUGAACGGCAUGCUUUCCGUCAACUACCCUCCCGUCUACCGCAGCUUCACCAAGAACUUCGGUUUCUCCACCGGUAUCAUCCCCUGGACUGACAUGCAGGUCGCGAUCGACAACUUCCGUGGAAUGACUGGCGGUGACCUCACCAAGGACAGCGUCCAGAUUCUCAAGAACAGCACCCUUGUUCUCAGCGACGGCUCGACCAUCGACGGCAACAGCACUUCUCUCAAGGUCAAGCGUGCCAUGGAUGCUUUUGCUCUCCUCGCCAGAGAGAUCGAGACGAGCGUCAACGGAACCACCAGCGGCGAUUCUGGCGGCGACGACCCCGUCAGCACCAUCAAGCAGAAGGUUCAGGGUAUCACUGCUUUCGUCAACACCCUCAGUGUCCCCAAGUCCAACACCUUCAUGACCGUCCUCCUCAUCGUCGCCAUUGUCAUUGCUGCUAUCAUUGUCGGUAUUCUCCUCGUCAAGGUCAUCCUCGAGUUCUGGGCUCUCUUCGGCAGCUUCCCCAAGGGUCUGGCUGGUUUCCGUGAGCACUACUGGGGCUCCAUCGCUCGUGCCAUUACUCAGCUCAUUCUCCUGCUCUACGGUAUCUGGGUCUUGUACUGCAUCUUCCAGUUCACCAACGGAGAUUCAUGGGCUGCGAAGGCACUUGCCGGUGUCAGUCUGGGUAUCUUUACCGCCAUUCUCGCCUUCUUCUCUUACAAGAUCUGGAGCACCGCUCGCAAGCUGAAGAAUGCCGAGGGUGACGUCGCCGGUCUGUACAACGACAAGAGCAACUGGAUGAAGUACUCCCUCUUCUACGAAUCCUACAAGAAGAGCUACUGGUGGAUCUUCGUCCCCGUCAUCAUCUACAUGUUCGCCAAGGGUACCAUUCUCGCCGCUGGCGACGGCCACGGCAUGGCCCAGACCUCUGCUCAACUCAUCGUCGAGGGUCUCAUGCUCAUUCUCCUCCUGUGGAGCCGUCCCUUCGAGCGCAAGUCCGGAAACGUCAUCAACAUCGCUAUCCAGGUUGUCCGCGUCCUCUCCGUUGCUUGCAUUCUCGUCUUCGUCGAGGAGUUCGGCAUCGCCCAGACCACCCAGACAGUCACCGGUGUCGUCCUCAUCGCCGUCCAGUCAGCUCUGACUGGUGUCCUGGCCAUCCUCAUCAUCUGGAACGCCGUCAACGCCUGCAUCAAGGAGAACCCCCACCGCAAGCGCAGAAAGGAGAUGGAGAAGAUGCAGCGUGACAUGGACACCCUCACGCCCCUCGACGCCCGCAACUCCCUCCUGAUGGACCGUAAGGACCCCGAGCACGGCACCACCUUCUCCAUGAGCAGCGUCCCCGAGAAGAAGGGCGUCCGCUCCGAGUCUCCCGAACCGUACCUCGGUGCUGCCGGCAACGGCCCUUACCACCCUUUGGCGCCCAACACGCCGUACAUCAACCCCAACGAGAGCAGAGACAACCUCGUCCUCGGCGCGGCGCCCAUCGCCGACAGGAAGCCCACGUUGCCCAACGUAGGCGGCUACGACAACGGUGGAUACGGCGGCGGUGGUGGUUACCGGGGAGUGUAUCACUAA
This is a messenger RNA of Colletotrichum karsti, 2244 nucleotides long. RefSeq names its product transient receptor potential ion channel. The coding region runs from base 1 to 2244 and encodes 747 amino acids. The record is from RefSeq and is a predicted model, not a curated record. NCBI's taxonomy places the organism in Eukaryota, Fungi, Ascomycota, Sordariomycetes, Glomerellales, Glomerellaceae. The transcript has 3 exons. Gene Ontology annotation, biological process: transmembrane transport; fungal-type cell wall biogenesis.